GCUGUCGUAGCCGCUGCCGCCGCCGCCGCCGCCGCCGCCGCCGCCGCCGCCGCCACCUCGAGAGAAGGAUCACGAGAGGGGAAGCCCCCGAGUGAAAGUCAUCAUCCUGCCGGCCGCUCCUCCCGGGCCACUUCCCUUCCGCCCCGGUUCCCGUCCCCUCCCCCUUCAGGUGCCAUCCGCCUCCAUCCGCGCCCUCGAUCCCCCCAUCCCCAGGUGAGGGGGCUGAGCCCCGGUCGCGGAGACCCCAAGGAGCCCGGCAGGGUCAUCAUUUGCAGCGCGACAUGGCAGGAGCUGGAGGAGGGAAUGAUAUUCAAUGGUGUUUUUCUCAGGUGAAAGGAGCAGUAGAUGAUGAUGUAGCAGAAGAUAUAAUUUCUACAGUAGAGUUUAAUCAUUCUGGAGAAUUACUAGCAACAGGAGAUAAAGGUGGGAGAGUUGUCAUCUUUCAACAAGAGCAGGAGAACAAAAUCCAGUCUCAUAGCAGAGGAGAAUACAAUGUUUACAGCACCUUCCAGAGCCAUGAGCCAGAAUUUGACUACUUGAAAAGCUUAGAAAUAGAAGAGAAGAUCAACAAAAUUAGGUGGUUACCCCAGAAAAAUGCUGCCCAGUUUUUAUUGUCUACCAAUGAUAAAACAAUAAAAUUAUGGAAAAUCAGUGAAAGAGACAAAAGACCAGAAGGCUAUAACUUGAAAGAGGAAGAUGGAAGGUAUAGAGAUCCUACUACAGUCACUACAUUACGGGUGCCAGUGUUCAGGCCCAUGGAUCUAAUGGUGGAGGCCAGUCCACGGAGAAUAUUUGCCAAUGCCCAUACCUACCACAUCAACUCAAUUUCUAUCAAUAGUGAUUAUGAAACCUACUUAUCAGCGGAUGAUUUGCGGAUUAAUCUCUGGCAUCUGGAAAUUACAGACAGGAGUUUUAAUAUUGUGGAUAUCAAGCCUGCCAAUAUGGAAGAGCUCACAGAGGUGAUUACAGCAGCAGAAUUCCAUCCCAACAGCUGUAACACAUUCGUGUACAGCAGCAGUAAAGGAACUAUUCGGUUAUGUGACAUGAGGGCAUCUGCGCUCUGUGACAGGCAUUCUAAAUUGUUUGAAGAACCUGAAGAUCCCAGCAACAGGUCAUUUUUUUCUGAAAUCAUCUCCUCUAUUUCUGAUGUAAAAUUCAGCCAUAGUGGUCGCUAUAUGAUGACUAGAGACUAUUUGUCAGUCAAAAUUUGGGACUUGAAUAUGGAAAACAGGCCUGUGGAGACAUACCAGGUACAUGAAUACCUCAGAAGUAAACUUUGUUCACUCUAUGAAAAUGACUGCAUAUUUGACAAAUUUGAAUGUUGUUGGAAUGGGUCUGACAGUGUUGUCAUGACUGGAUCCUACAAUAAUUUCUUCAGAAUGUUCGACAGGAACACAAAGCGGGAUAUAACUCUAGAAGCAUCACGAGAAAACAAUAAGCCUCGCACAGUUUUGAAGCCACGCAAAGUCUGUGCAAGCGGCAAGCGAAAGAAAGAUGAAAUAAGUGUUGACAGCCUAGACUUCAACAAGAAAAUCCUUCAUACAGCCUGGCACCCCAAGGAAAACAUCAUUGCUGUAGCGACUACAAACAAUCUGUACAUAUUUCAAGACAAAGUGAAUUAGGCUGGCAUCCUAGCAGAGGAGCCACUUCCUGCUUAGUGAGAUAGUUGAAUCUAGCAUUCAUACCUAUAAGAGAGCGGUCCAUUGUGGCGCCCCUUUCCAGUGUUUGACAGUGUGCCAUUUGACAACACAUUUGAUAGCCACAUGGAGAAAGCUGUGUGGAUGCAUCCCGGGCUGUUCUCCAUGUCUGCUAGCCGUUUAGGGAAGGGAAGGGCACUUUUAAUUUAAUGACUUCUUGCACCAUCUUGCCUGAUGGACUGGACUGGACUAGACUGUGUCAGCAUUGAUGUACUCCACUUUUUAUGCCUUCCAUUGUGAUGACGUCAAACACAGUGAACGCCUUCAGUCAUGCUAUGGGAUUUGUGUAUCCUCAUUACUGUAUCACUUGUGGGGUACACCCCUCCUCUCUUUUUUAAAUUAAAUACAGCUCAUUCUUACUGUG
Molecule: messenger RNA, 2061 nt
Organism: Phodopus roborovskii (desert hamster)
Lineage: Eukaryota; Metazoa; Chordata; Mammalia; Rodentia; Cricetidae
Gene: Ppp2r2a
Product: protein phosphatase 2 regulatory subunit Balpha
Exons: 10
Coding region: 282-1622 (446 amino acids)
Biological process (GO): peptidyl-serine dephosphorylation
Cellular component (GO): protein phosphatase type 2A complex; cytosol
Molecular function (GO): protein binding; protein phosphatase regulator activity
Source: RefSeq, a predicted model, not a curated record